This is a messenger RNA of Camellia sinensis, 1150 nucleotides long. The record is from RefSeq and is a predicted model, not a curated record. NCBI's taxonomy places the organism in Eukaryota, Viridiplantae, Streptophyta, Magnoliopsida, Ericales, Theaceae.
UUAUUUUUUUUAUAAAAUUUUCGUACAUGUAUUUCUUAGUCUUUGUGGGAACAAAGCUUACAAUUAACAAACACAUGAAGAAGUAGGAAGUUUCCAUAUAUGGAUUCCAAAUCCUCCUCGAAUCUAACUUGGAGAGAGAGCUCCUAUAUAUGUCUCUCUAUAUAGAUGCACACCCCCAAAACCACCCAUUCUUGUUUGUUUUCUAUCAAGCAGUCAAGUUUUGUAGUUGAGAAAAGUGGAGUCUGGUUGUAGCAUAAUAAUCCACUUCUAAUUACAAUCCGUCAAAUACCAUAAUGUGAUCAUCAUUGGAGAAGAAGAUGCUGAUACUGAGGAACUCUGAUGGAGAGGAAUUCAUCGUACCAGAGGUGAUUGCAGUGACUAUAAAAAACAUGAUGGAAGAUGAAUGUGCCUCUAACACAAUUCCAGUGCCUAAUGUCGAUGCCAAUAUACUCGCGAUGGUGAUUGAAUUCUGUAAGAAGCAUGCUGAAUCUGAAGCUGAAGCAGCCAGUGAUCUCAAAACGUUGGACUCUGAGUUUGCAAAUAGAGGUCAGGAAGCUCUUUACGAUCUGAUAACGGCAGCCAACUUUCUCGAUGUGAAGGAAUUGCUGGAUGCACUGUGCCAGAAUGUGGCGGAAAUGAUCAAAGGAAAGUCGGUUCACCAGAUUCGCAUCCAAUUUCUGGGUUACCAACUUUUGAGAUACUCACAUCCAAUUUUAUUUGGAAUAUUUGGUGUGACAGAGAUUUUGAUUAAGCAUAUAGUACAAAUUGUGUGUUUAUUUAUUGACAGAGAGGGUUGAAAUAAGAUUCUCAUUAACUUUCUAGGGUUGAACCAGACCAUAUUAUGAACCGAUUGACACAUUCAUCCAUUCAAUCCAAAUUUUAGAACUUAAAUUAAUUUCCUUAAAAAACUAAAAAUUAAUUUAAUAAAAAUAAUACUAAAAAGAUGUUUCGAAUUUUCAAAAUCCAUUUUUCCACAAAAGAAAGAAAAUAAUUUAAAAAUGACAAGUGCUUUUUCCAUCUUUCAUUAAUUUUUUCUCUCACCAAAUUAGUAUUAAAUGUUUUUAAAAAAUAGAUUCCGAAAUCAAAAAUUGAACAGAGUGAUUACAUUUGGUAUAGGAACCGAAUUAGUGUAACCAAUCAAUAGGACAAC